AUGGAACUCCCACAUGCUUUUCGCCCCAGCACCUUCUCUCGCUCUGCACUUCUAACUCGCACUGCCACCGCCAAGGAGAAAGAGCUGAACGCCUUGAAGGCGCAGCCAUCCCGUGUCUGGUGGACGCUGAUUCGCUUCGUCCUCCCAUACACCAUACAGGCAUGUGCGUAUGUGCUGCUGGUGCUCUCAUUCCGCUCCAAGCCCGUCGUCAUUCUGCCGGUGGACGUCGUCUAUCCAUUCGGGUCAAUGCUUGCAUUCCCUCAUGGAGCCAAGUGGCAAGGAGGCGGAGCUGUCUCGGUAUUCGCUUGGCUGGCGCUCACGUCAAGAGUAGUGCCGCGCAGCACCCGUUGCUACGUUUCUGCCGCACCUCGAAGUCUCGCCCGCCUGAACCCCCAUCCCGCGCCGCAAACGCCACGCGCUUCCGCCGAGCGAGGGGAGCGCGCGCCUCGCACGCCAACCCGCGCAGAAUGUCGUCUCGAGAAAGACCUUCGCAGCGCUGCUUUCGCAAGCCUUCGCCCUGCGCCGGCCGUUCAUGCGGCAGGGCGACUCGAAUACCGCCGCUCUGCGGCCUCUAUACGGGUCAACGCGGUCAACGCAGUGAAUGUGGUCAACGCGGUCAACGCGGUCAGCGCGAGUGAGGUGGAGGCGAGAAUCGCUGUCGCCGCCAACACGGGCGCGUUGGACCUAAGCGACUGCGCUGUUCUGCACCUCUCAGAACUCUCAGACCUCUCUCUGGCCGGCAAUCAAAUCGAAUCCAUUCCUCCUGAAAUUGCCAACCUCUCCAAACUGCGCCGGCUGGGUCUAGCAGGCAACAGGCUGCAGCGGCUGCCUCCUGAAAUGGGCCAUCUGACCCAGCUGGAAGGGCUUUGGCUGCAUGGGAACCUGCUUCACGACCUCCCAGACGAGAUUGGUCACCUCACAGCGCUUCGCUUCCUAGCGCUCGCAGGCAACCAGUUGACGCGGUUACCACACACACUGGGCAGAUUGACAGCACUGCAGGUGCUGUCCGUCGCUGGUAACCAGCUGGAAGAGUUACCACAAACCAUCGGGUCUCUCGCCUCUCUCAGAGUCCUAGCUGCUUACGGCAACCUUCUCACAGCCCUUCCGCCCUCCAUCACCCACCUCUCCUCCCUUCAGGAGCUCUUUCUUCAGGGCAAUCGCAUAGCCUCCCUCCCACCGCUCUCUCUGUGCUCCCUCCGCCAACUCUCACUCGCCGACAACUGCCUGUCAGCCAUCCCACAAGGCACGCUAGCGCAGUUACCGUUUCUUGAAUCGCUCUGGCUCUACGGUAAUUCCAUCGCUCACCUGCCACCAGAGCUUGCAGACUGCUCUCGCCUUGCCAACCUCUGGCUCGAGGGAAAUCCCCUCUCGCUCUCCCACACCAUUCUCUCCGACACCUUUCAUCGAAUCAAGACUGUGGGAGUAGACUCAAUGCAGCUGGCACCAUCACAGGGCAUGCAGCCACCUCUCCCAAGCAACAUGCUCGUCAGCCGGCUGGCAGGGACUGGGGCAGCGCAACAAGACGGUGGCUAUUUCAAGGUGCAGCCAUGGCAGCGCGCAAAUUCCGCGUCAGAGGCAGAGGCCGACCGCUCUGAAGUGUUGGUUGUGGCCUUUGGCAGCGCUCCAGCCGUGCCCAACUGGGCGGGACUGCUGCGCAAGGUGAAGGGAGACAUGGGUCUCACAGCGGCCAUGGGAGGAACCACCACGCCCUUUGACACACUCUACGUUGUCGAUUCCACCCGCUCCUGGUACACGCACGCUCCCCUCUCCACACUCACAUCAGCAGCAAGCAAUGUGAUCCUGUUGUCGCCACCUCCUCCUGUGCUCUCUCAUGUCGGUGCCUUCUCCAUGAACCGAGGUCUCCAUCCAUCAGUUUCAACUACCCCAGCUACAUGGCCUUCAGUAUCAGUGCAGUCCCCAGCGCCAUGCAACGCAUCAGUCGAUUCAUUGCAGACUGAUACCAGCACUGGUGGCUAUACGGAUGGGGCGUACUACCGGAGGGAGAUUGCAGCAGCAGUGGAGGGAUAUGACCGUGUGGUCAUGAUUGGAGAUUCCAUGGGUGCCUCAGCUGCCCUCAUGUUUUCGGAAUUCGGAUCAAGUGUUCUCUCGUUUUGUCCGCAGGUGGACCUUAUCUCAGCCAGGGGCCUGGUCGUGACUCAGCUUGGCUCAGCUCCUUCACACAGAACCUCCUCUCCUCAAUGGAAUCACCUGCUUCUUCAAAACCAAGGAUACCUGGACAAGUGUCCCCACAUGUUCAUGUACACUGUGGGAACUGGUCUCAUGAUGUUGCACAGGCUCAACUGGUUGAGCACCUACCUCAGGUUGAAGUGA
Closterium sp. Naga37s-1 is the source of this 2331-nucleotide messenger RNA. NCBI's taxonomy places the organism in Eukaryota, Viridiplantae, Streptophyta, Zygnematophyceae, Desmidiales, Closteriaceae. The record is from the annotation of a GenBank genome assembly.